AUGGUAUCCAUUUUCUCCUUCUUCUCCGGCAAGAAGAAACCCAAGGGGAACACCGCCCGCCCCCCGUCCCCCACAUCCCCCGCCCGCGACACUCCAGAGCGUCCCGCCGCCCGCUUCCUGUCCCUCCGACAAAAGGCCACCGCCAACCCCCACGGCACCUCCUCUCCACGCGCCAGCUCAGAGCUCUCGAGAAAGAGGAGUCGGCGGCAGUCAGGGCGCUCCAGCCCGCCCAUACAGCUGCCAAAGCUCGACCUGGGUCUCGAGGUCAGUGCGCUCGGCAGCCCAGGGGACACGGCGCUCGACAUAGGGUCCCUGGGAAGGCCUCCCAACCUCAAGCAGGAAGAGAGGGAUCUGCUGCGAGAGCUGCGAUGGGACGUGGGGGAAGUAAAGCUGGCUUGGGAAUGGUUUGGUAGCGCACUGAAGGCAACUGGACUGGACACAAGAGGCAUUCUGCUGCCACGAGGAAUCGACGCAGAUCCUACCACGCACUUCUAUCUUUUCGCUCUCUUUGCGCUCUACACCAAACCACAUCUUAUCGAUUCUCUUCCAUCAGUGGCCUCUCACCUGGCAAAACCGACGUCCGAGCGGCCUUCCGAGAUUUGGCAUGAGAGGCUGGUCACGUCCCUCAGAGAUACCGACAAGCCUCUUGACAUCUCGGAAGGCCUCAAAUUCAUACUCCGACGCUUGCUACCCAGUGCAACAGGCGAGAAUCCUCUCAUCAGUCGUCAGGUCUACACAACGUUUGUUCAAGCCGAGCAUGCCUCGUCUUAUCCUUUGUCGGCCUUUGGAGAGUUACUCGGACACAACGUCCCUGCGGAGGUUGCAAACUAUCUGCAUGAAAUGUUUGAGACGUGGGCGGCUAUAGCUACGCAUGCCGACCAAAACACCCUGACUGGUGGCAGGCUAGCCUACCUUCUCGGUUGGUGGGCAUACGGUAUGAACGCUGGCAAGGUGGCCAGUUUCGACCACUUCUACAAGACCUGGAAAGAGGCCGGAAAGAGACUGGAGCACUUGCUUUACGCUUGGAUCAGGUUUCAAUCUACGAAACAAAGACUGCCCACGCGCAUGCUCCAGCUAGUCAACGACUAUCCUUUUGGGGAGGCCUCUGCUUCAUCCGAGCACUUACCCCUUCCCCCGCCCUCGUCUUCCAGCCGCAAGACUCUGCAUGUGGUCCUCAAAAGCAGCCUCCCCGUAAACAAGGCCGGUUCCGGGCCCGAAGAGAUCUUUCACGCCGCUUUACGGGCUACCAUCCACAGCGAAGCGUCUGUACCUCAGUGGUCCGCUUUAAUCAAGGACAAGGUCAACCUUGCCGACAUCGUUUCUGAAGACUCUUUGAGCCUGUUCAAGACCUUGGCACCAUCCGAGGAACCUCUUUCGCCUGCUUCCGUCCUUGAUCUACCUUCCACCCAAGAGCCUCCCAUCUACCGCCCAUUCCAGACCCACUCCCGAGGCCACUCUGUCCUCUCGGACCACUCCACAUUCAGUAAAACCCGGGUGGAGGGGGAGGGGAGUCCGGACCCUGGCGCGUGGGAUGAUUUCGAAAAGAUUGGCUUUAGCGAGACUGGCGAGGGCACUGGAGACCUGAAACUUGACUUCUCUGCCACUGCCUCUGUUGUCCCUAGCGGAAAGUCUGUCACUUCCCUAACUCAAAAGAGAAAGUCAGCUGAAAAGCCUCUCAACAAAUCACGAAAGAGAACCUUCCGGGACUCUGCUGAGCUGGUGCCCACGUUCACAGUCAUGAGCGAGGCUGUCAUCAAAAUUGACGACAUCUUCAUGUCGUUCUUUGAGGAUGCCAAACUCGACGAUGUGACUGCGUCUUGGCCGCCUUUCUCCCUCGUGCGCCUCGCGUCUCCAAUCGCCCAGCCAAAGCCUAUUGAAUGGCUGCUUGUGUCGAUUGAGCACAUUCCCUAUCCACCUUCGGAGCCAUUUGAGCACGAGACCAUCGAGCGGCCCACCUCACCAAGCGCGAGAUCGACAACGUCCGGGAGGGGUAGCAACUCUAAGGGUCUGCGCGACUUUGCCACGUCCCUCUCGAGAAGAACGUCUUCAGCUGGCGGUGGCAAUGGGAACAGUUCGAGGAGAAGCUUCUUUGGUAUCUCGAGAAGUGGAUCAGGACUGAAGGAAGGUGAUCUGCCUACCUUGGAGGAGUUGGGCAAAAAGAAGUCCGAACCGGUAUCGAUUGGGGAAAUGGGUGAAAUUGUCUCUCCUAGCCGAUCUCAGAACCUUGCCUCGCCUUUGACCGCGAGUAGGAUCCCAAUCGCCGACAAGGAAGUAGACAAUGCAUCUACUCGCGCCUUGUUCGUUCCCACUCCCGCUGGGACCGUCCAGAACACGCCUUUGCCCUCACCUAUGCCUACUGCUUCCGGAUUCGAGGAAGGAACCUCACUUCUUGGUGCCAUUUCCCAUGAUGGCGGCGACAAGGGGGCGGACGAUAAAGCUCUUGAGGUCCACACCCCGGCAGCGACUGCUGCGCCCCUUGCGGUCAAGGAAGUACUCCCCUCGUCCACUCAACCUACUGAGAACCUGGCUGAGGCUGAGAGUUCUGAUGAUGAGGAGCUCCCCGCCCCGCGCAGAGGUGAGCGAUCCCUCGCCCCUUCUCCUUCUCUUCCUCCCUCUGUUCGCGAGCACGAGAUUGAGGAAGAGCUUCCUGCCGAGAAGGGAGCCGACCAGAGCUCUGUCACCCCUGAGACGCAGACUGUCAAAGACGAACCUGUCGACCAAGAAAAGGGAGAGGGGAUCACUGGACUAUUGGCCUCUGGCACUUCUGCCAUUGCUGCUGGAGGUGCUGCAGCCAUUGCGGCGGUAGCUGCCGCUGCUGACCUUGUUCUCAGCGACCCAGAGCAUCCUGCAUCUUCUACCCCUGAUCAGCCCCAAGAAGACCCGGUAACAGAGAUCAGGAGUCAAGACGCCAGCUCCCAAUCAGGGACUUUUGAUGUCGACCGUCAGCGUGAGCCCCCUCAGCAGGUGAUGGUCGCCGAUGAGGAGACCCCCCUUCCCAAGACUGACUUGCAGCUUGAAGAAGAGCGUCAGAAGGAAGAGAGGGGUGCUGGUGUUGGCAGCCUGGAAGGUGCCAAGGCCGCAGGAAUUGCUUUGGACAUCCAACCUCAUCAGAGCGAAGACUACCCAGCUCCCGUUGCACUUUCUCGGACUAGCGAAGACAAAGAGCAGGCUACCGAGGCUCAACCUCACACGCAUCUCGAGGGCGUUGAUGCUGAAGACCACCCCGUUCCUCCGCAGCAGAUUAUGGUCGCCAAUGAGGAGGCCCCUUUGCCAAAGUCAGAUGGCCAGCUGAAGGAAGAAAGACAAGCUGAGCGUCGGGGGAUGAGUUUGGGGGGUAUCGAAGGGGCAACUGCUGCUGGAAUUGCUCUGGACUUCCAGUCAGAGGAUCAGGAUCUUCACAGCACCGACGACCAAUCUCCACCUCAUGAGGACAAGCUGGACUCUGAGGAAUCGCCUCUCACAGCAGCGUCAACCUCUGCCUCCGCGUCUACCAUCGAGGAGCGUGACACAGAGACUCCUCAUAUCCAGCAUAUCCAGGAAUCUUCCGAAGAGCGCCAUCCCAUUGAAGUUACAGUGGAGACGGUUGCUACGGUCACUCCGGCAACGGAGAACAACUUUCAUUUCCAACCCGUAGAGACUCCUGCACAGACGCCGGCGCUGCGCGACAGCGAGGAUGCCACAGCUGGCAGGGAUGAACCUACAGUUCAUUCAACCGAUUCUAUCGACCGAGAACAAGUCACCGCUUUCGAGCCAGCAGCUCAGAUCGUCAUCGUAAAUGAUGUCUCCAAGGCGACCGAAAAAGACGAUCUGCCACCGACGGGGGUCGACGAUCGACCCAUCGUGCAGGAGCCGAUGACUGCCCAACUGGCUGCCAGCGAGGUAGUUCUUGCAGAACCCAUGGGUAUCGAGACGACAAUUGAUAAGUUUGGGUCGGUCUUGGCUGCCGGUGCUACUGGAUCCGCGCUUCCAGAAGUCACCAAAGUCUUUGCAAAUUCAAGAGUCAGUGAUCAAGGGGACAUUGAACUUGUGCAGACGUCCCAUAUAAUGCCUAGGUCUGACGAUACCCAGGACGAUGUUCAAGAAACGGUUGAAGAUGAGCAAUCCUCCGUGGCCCCCGUCCUUCAAGAGGAUGAAACGGGGCCCUCUUCCGCUGCCGAGGCAAUUCCUGCUGAAAGUGAUGGAGCCGUUCCAAACGAAGACGACGAAGAACCUCGAGGCGUGACUGAUGAUGUUCGAAGCUUCCACGAAGCUUCUGCGAUCUCCGCGCCACAAACUCCCAACCUACAUGGAUCCGAAUUUACACCCUCCUCCCCGGGUCAUCCCUCAAUGUCGAUCGCAGAAGACAACUCUUCACCCAGGGCGACCGCUCGCGAAUCCCCAUCCUUUUCUCUGGGACCAGUGAUUACCCCCAGCGCUGGGCUCCCGGCAGCCUUAGAAGAAAUCAGUGCCGAGGAGACGACGCCAAACGUAGAGGAAGCGCAAGGGACCAAAGACGAAAAUGGAGAGACUUCUGUCGAGACGAAGGCCGUCUCAGAAGAGGCGCCUUCUUUACACCAGCAACAGGAUGCGUAUGACCACUCGGGUGACCCUGAACUCUCCCCAGCUACACAGCAAGCUGAAACGGAUGUCGCUGAGGCUCAGGAACCAGUCAUCAGUCCAGAAUCAGGUCUGGCGUCUGAUGAGCCGGUAUCAGGUGAACAGCAGAUUGAUGUCGCUCGACAGGACCCACCACUGGCUCAAGCUGCAGAGGAUGUACCUCAACCAUCGGAGCAGCUGCCAGCGACUACUGGCUCCUUGGACUCUCUUCCUGUCGAGAGUCAACACGAGGAUGCCCUCGACGUAUCUGAACCCGUUGUGGAAACCGGCGUGGCUCCCGAACCCUCUGUACCUGCUUCAGAGGCCCCGGUGGCUGUCGAAAGCAGCUCCAUUGCGCCUGAUAUGGGUCGGUCAGCAGAAGUCGAAGACUUCCCAGUGGAGGACAGACAGGACACGCUCGAUGCUACGCAAUUCCUCGCGGGCGCCGUUACGUUACCUCGAGAAGAGGCAGGUACAGGUGAAUCAACUGACGGACCCGAACAAGAAAAAGGUCCUGAUUCUGGACCCUACAACCACAUACCACUCGCUCCAACUUUCCCGACGCCCAGUGACCAGUGAGUCGGUGGUCCAAACCAUCUCCAAUACAUGUUCUUAUCUUUCAUCUUAGUGCCAUUGCCAUUGAUACUGCCCAGCAUGAUCUCCCAGUCGAUGCUCCCAUUGCGAGCUCUGGUGAUGUCCCAAGUCACCCAGAAAGGACUUGGGAGUCUAUGGAGAACGGACCGUUCGAGACGCCCGAGGACGGCGACGCGAUCAAUGCUACCCCGGUGCCAAUCGCAAGUCAUCUAGAGAAUGUCGUUCGGGGUCUUGAAGAAAGCGACACUGUAGCCUCCACUCCUGCUCUCAUUCGCGUCACCGAACCGCCUGUAAUCAUUCACGGUACUCCACCUACCUCUCCUCCGCCCGUGGAUGGCCAAGCGCCCGAGUCCAUCAUCCCUCAGCCUCUUGAAGCAGGCCCAGAUGACGAUCAACCAGCUGUGUUGAUUCCUAUCGAGGACGCGUCUCCUGUAGAAGAGCCCGAGGAAGAAAAUGUGGUAUCCUUCUCAGUGCCAGAGACUGUGGAUGAGGAGGCCGAGGUCGAGGAAGAGCGUGCCGAGGUCAGCAAGCACUCAUCUAAAGAGGCGCAUGCAGUGUCGGAACUCUCGGAUCCCGGGGCUUGGAACCAUGAUCUGGAGAAGAAGGAGGAGGUGCAGGAGGAGAGCAAAGAGAGAGAGACGCCCUCUGUUGAUCCUACGGUCUAUGGUCAGGGGGACACUCUUGCCACCGAUGACGCAAAAGUACCUCGAGACGCGGAAGAAGUCGCCGUAGCCCCAAAGCUGCAUCCGUCUCAAGACUCCCAGGAGCUCUGAUAGACUUGCAAAUCAACUGGCGGAAGAAGGUGUAUCGAUGAGGAAAACGAGAGCUUGAUUUUGUACAUAUACCCUGCACGCAAUCCACCCCGCCAUCCAUUAGUCUUCUCCCUGUAUCAUAGACAUCUAUAUUUUCAACUAUCAGCAUAUUAUGACCUUGCAAUGACAUCUUUCUGUUCGCCCAUACACAGAAGAGCCACCGCUGCACUCGUAGAGAGAAACACCGCUGGACUUGUAUCGCAAGAUAGAUAAGAGAGGCAUGCGCAAUGGCCAAUGAAUGUGAUAUCAAACAUGCAUGGGGAAAACGAAGAAGUAAAGGAAACAACCCUGAUCAUGAU
Molecule: messenger RNA, 6280 nt
Organism: Cryptococcus amylolentus CBS 6039
Lineage: Eukaryota; Fungi; Basidiomycota; Tremellomycetes; Tremellales; Cryptococcaceae
Exons: 7
Coding region: 1-5154 (1717 amino acids)
Source: RefSeq, a predicted model, not a curated record